Salvia miltiorrhiza (redroot sage) is the source of this 1193-nucleotide messenger RNA. RefSeq names its product protein RGF1 INDUCIBLE TRANSCRIPTION FACTOR 1. The record is from RefSeq and is a predicted model, not a curated record. The transcript is spliced from 5 exons. Bases 364 to 1005 code for a protein of 213 amino acids. NCBI's taxonomy places the organism in Eukaryota, Viridiplantae, Streptophyta, Magnoliopsida, Lamiales, Lamiaceae.
GAAUUUUGGCAUAUAUUUGUGUAUGCGCGUGGAAUAUAUCUUCGCCAUGUAAAUUAAAAUCCCGUUUGGCACGUUUCCUUCCCUACAUAAAUAUUUCCAUUUAUCCAAAUAUUGAAUUAUGGGAAUAUUUAUCGUAAAUAAUUAAGGUGGACCGCCUCGUAAAUGAAUUAAAAUUGCAAUUGGUGGUGCUGCAGUCGUUUUCCUUCUAGUGUUUCCGCCCCCCAUCUCCCACCGUCUAAGACUAGCCGUCUUCUUCCCAAUCCCCUCUCAUCUCAUAUAAACUCACACACACACAGUCGCUGCUGCCUUUAAUCAAUUUCGGAUAUUUUUGCAGAUUAGCGGCCCAGCCUGAAAAACCCAAGCAUGGUGAGUUCGGUAGUGGGAAUGCGGAGCGAGGAAUUCGGGCCGGCGUGGCUGAAACCAAUGCUGAGAGGCGAAUACUUCAUGCCUUGCGCGAUUCAUGUGGAUUCCAACAAGAGCGAGUGCAACCUCUUCUGCUUGGACUGCAUGGGCAAUGCCUUGUGCUCUUACUGUGCUCUCCAACACCACAAGGAUCACCGCCUUGUUCAGAUACGGCGAUCUUCGUAUCAUAAUGUGGUGAGGGUGAGCGAGAUUCAGAGGUACAUCGACAUAUCUUGCAUUCAGACAUAUGUCAUCAACAGCGCCAAGAUUGUCUUCUUAAAUGAAAGGCCGCAGCCCCGACCCGGCAAAGGCAUCACCUUCACUUGUGAAAUCUGCCAUCGCGGCCUUCCCGACUCUUUCAGAUUCUGCUCUCUCGGCUGCAAGAUGAAUGGAAUGAAGCGAGGCGACAAGGAGGUGGCAUUCAUGUAUGAUUAUAAAGGCAGGAGGCCUAAUUAUGUGUUUACUGAGAGCAGCAGUGGGUCAGGGGAUGAUGAAUAUGAGGGUGGCGGCGGAAACAGCAGCCUGUCGCCGACCACUCCGCCAUUAUACAACCACUCCAACUCCAGCCGCAGAAAAGGCGUCCCCCACCGCGCCCCCUUCUAAUUUAUAACUAUACACACACAUAAACAUACGGCCGUAUAGUAUCUCCAAUUUAUACAUAUGCAAGUUGUGAUUGUAAAUAUUACACUCAAUUAGGUUAGCUGCUGAAAUGUAAUUAUGUUUGCUGUUUCUGUAAAUAUAUACCACAGAUGCAUAUAUACUAUAAUUAUAACUUAGUUAUGCAUCAUCAA